This is a messenger RNA of Rhopalosiphum padi (bird cherry-oat aphid), 522 nucleotides long. RefSeq lists its product as uncharacterized. Bases 1 to 522 code for a protein of 173 amino acids. Lineage: Eukaryota; Metazoa; Arthropoda; Insecta; Hemiptera; Aphididae. The record is from RefSeq and is a predicted model, not a curated record. The transcript is spliced from 5 exons.
AUGAAUAUUUUAAAUCUCGAAAAGUUUUCAAUGCCCGUAGUGGUCAAAGAAACUUCCAUAGUAGAAGCUGAAGAGCCCGUAAUAGCACAGAAAAUACAGCCGAAUAGCCCUAAUGAUUUAGGUGAUAUUCACACCGGGCCAUACCGACCAAUAUUACAGGUGUAUCCAAAAACCAAACAUGGAACUCAAAACAGAAGUUUUAGUGCUUCAUGGUAUGAUCACUUUCCAUGGAUUGAGUACAGUAUCGAGAGUAAUGCAAUUUAUUGUUAUGUGUGCCGUAUAUUUGGUAAUGAGACUUCAGAGGAUACAUUUGUCAAAAUAGGAUUCAACAAUUGGAAAAAGCUUAGUGGCUCUAAAGGGAAAGGAUCAAAAUCAAAAUUACAACUUCAUGGCAGUUCUAAUCACCAUUUGGUAUGUUCAGCAAAAUGGUUUGCUCUUAAACAAACAAAAAAGUCAGGUUCUGUUCACACUAGCUUAGAAACUGCAAACCGAGAACAAAUUUCUAUAAACCACAAGGUCUAG